AUGCCUCAAGUCACGUUCUGUGAGGUUUCAGACAUUAUCGACAGCUCAAGCUAUGAUGCUAUGUAUACUAGUGUUAUCUCUAUCCGACUCGACUCUCCGUCGCGCCACCAACUGAUCCAGCGACUCUCCGUCGCGCUACCAACUGAUCCACCGACUCUCCGUUGCGCUACAACUGAUCCCCUGACUCACCAACACACUACCGACUCACUAAUACGCUACCGACUCACCAUCACGCUACCAACUCACUGUACGUUACCGACUCACCAUCACGCUACCGACUCACCAUCACGCUACCAACUCACUGUACGUUACCGACUCACCAUCACGCUACCAACUCACUGUACGUUACCGACUCACCAUCACGUUACCGACUCACCAUCACGGUUCCGACUUAUCAUCACGCUACCGACUCACCAUCACGGUUCCGACUUACCAUCACGCUACCGACUCACCAUCACGGUUCCGACUUACCAUCACGUUACCGACUCACCAUCACGGUUCCGACUUACCAUCACGCUACCGACUCACCAUCACGCUACCAACUCACUGUACGUUACCGACUCACCAUCACGCUACCAACUCACUGUACGUUACCGACUCACCAUCACGCUACCGACUCACCAUCACGGUUCCGACUUAUCAUCACGCUACCGACUCACCAUCACACUACCGACUCACCAUCACGCCACCGACUCGCCAUCACGGUUCCGACUUACCAUCACGCUACCGACUCACCAUCACACUACCGACUCACCAUCACGCCACCGACUCGCCAUCACGGUUCCGAUUUAUCUCACCAUCACGCUACUGACUUACCAUCACGUUACCGACUCACCAUCACGCUACCGACUUACCAUCACGUUACCGACUCACCAUCACGCUACCGACUUACCAUCACGUUACCGACUCACCAUCACGCUACCGACUCACCAUCACGUUACCGACUCACCAUCACGCUACCGACUCACCAUCACGUUACCGACUUACCAUCACGUUACCGAGUCACCAUCACGCUACCGACUUACCAUCACGUUACCGACUCACCAUCACGUUACCGACUCACCAUCACGCUACCGACUUACCAUCACGUUACCGACUCACCAUCACGCUACUGACUCACCAUCACGUUACCGACUCACCAUCACGCUACCGACUUACCAUCACGUUACCGACUCACCAUCACGCUACCGACUCACCAUCACGUUACCGACUCACCAUCACGCUACCGACUCACCAUCACGUUACCGACUUACCAUCACGUUACCGAGUCACCAUCACGCUACCGACUUACCAUCACGUUACCGACUUACCAUCACGUUACCGACUUACCAUCACGUUACCGAGUCACCAUCACGUUACCGACUUACCAUCACGUUACCGACUUACCAUCACGUUACCGACUUACCAUCACGUUACCGACUUACCAUCACGUUACCGAGUCACCAUCACGUUACCGACUUACCGACUUACCAUCACGUUACCGAGUCACCAUCACGUUACCGACUUACCAUCACGUUACCGACUUACCAUCACGUUACCGACUUACCAUCACGUUACCGACUCACCAUCACGCUACCGACUCACCAUCACGUUACCGACUCACCAUCACGCUACCGACUUACCAUCACGUUACCGACUCACCAUCACGCUACCGACUUACCAUCACGUUACCGACUUACCAUCACGUUACCGAGUCACCAUCACGUUACCGACUUACCAUCACGUUACCGACUUACCAUCACGUUACCGACUUACCAUCACGUUACCGACUUACCAUCACGUUACCGACUCACCAUCACGUUACCGAGUCACCAUCACGUUACCGACUUACCAUCACGUUACCGAGUCACCAUCACGUUACCGACUUACCAUCACGUUACCGACUUACCAUCACGUUACCGAGUCACCAUCACGUUACCGACUUACCAUCACGUUACCGACUUACCAUCACGUUACCGACUUACCAUCACGCUACCGACUCACCAUCACGCUACCGACUUACCAUCACGUUACCGAGUCACCAUCACGUUACCGACUCACCAUCACGUUACCGACUCACCAUCACGUUACCGACUUACCAUCACGUUACCGACUCACCAUCACGUUACCGACUUACCAUCACGUUACCGACUCACCAUCACGUUACCGACUUACCAUCACGUUACCGACUUACCAUCACGUUACCGAGUCACCAUCACGUUACCGACUUACCAUCACGUUACCGACUUACCAUCACGUUACCGACUCACCAUCACGUUACCGACUUACCAUCACGUUACCGAGUCACCAUCACGCUACCGACUUACCAUCAUGUUACCGACUCACCAUCACGCUACCGACUCACCAUCACGUUACCGACUCACCAUCACGCUACCAACUCACCAUCACGUUACCGACUCACCAUCACGUUACCGACUUACCAUCACGUUACCGACUCACCAUCACGGUACCGACUCACUGUCGUGA
Macrosteles quadrilineatus (aster leafhopper) is the source of this 2466-nucleotide messenger RNA. Its product is annotated as mucin-3A-like. NCBI's taxonomy places the organism in Eukaryota, Metazoa, Arthropoda, Insecta, Hemiptera, Cicadellidae. The record is from RefSeq and is a predicted model, not a curated record. The transcript has 3 exons. The coding region runs from base 1 to 2466 and encodes 821 amino acids.